Messenger RNA from Puntigrus tetrazona (Sumatra barb), 2105 nucleotides. RefSeq names its product GTPase IMAP family member 8-like. The transcript is spliced from 5 exons. The coding region runs from base 339 to 1871 and encodes 510 amino acids. The record is from RefSeq and is a predicted model, not a curated record. NCBI's taxonomy places the organism in Eukaryota, Metazoa, Chordata, Actinopteri, Cypriniformes, Cyprinidae. Gene Ontology annotation, molecular function: GTP binding.
GUUUGUGUGCGUGUGGGGCAAGCUGGCUUAUCCUGCAAUGUCUUCUUAAUCAGACUGACUGACCUCUCAAUACAGAGAACGGCUAAGCCAUCACAUGACCUGUUCUUUACAGAAGCAAUCAUAAGGAAGCUGAUAAACCAGUUUGUCAAGUACAGAGACAUAUCACCUGCGCAAAAACAGACAAAACAUGCUUGAAGAUUCAUUAUUUUUACUAAUAUAAAAUAGAGACACCAGAGAAAGACUAAGAACUAACAGAACAUUGAGAGAGGAAAAAAAGGAGAGACAGAAGAUAUUGAAGCAAACCUCAAGAACGUCAAACUGAUAGUUUGUGAUGCAUAAUGGAGGAAGAAGAGAAAUCUGAUCGUCUUGACAGUUGCCCAGCUCUUCCUGAGAUAAAGGCCAUUAUAAUAGGCAGUAAAGCAGAGUACAAACGUAGUGCAGCUAAUACCAUUAUUGGUGAGGAAGAUUGUAAAGUGGGUGAAGAGAUAGUCAAGAGUAAGAAGCAACAGAUUACAGUUCAGAACAGGUCUGUUACUUUGGUAAUGACACCGGGAUGGUGGAGGAGCUUCACACUGACCGAGAGUGCAAAGUAUUUAAAGAUGGAGAUUGUGCACAGUUUAAAACUGUGUCCUGAUCCACAUGCCUUCCUUCUAGUCAUCAAUCUACACAAACCAUUCACAAAAAUACACUUAAACAGUGUACUAGAACACAUGGAGAUUCUUGGUGAGCAGAUCUGGAACCACACCAUCGUUCUGCUCAUGUAUGACAACACAGAGAAGAGAGAUGUAGAUAACAAACAGCUGAUUGAGAGAGCAGGGACAGAGCUUAAUAUUCUUAUACAAAAGUGUAAGAACAGAGUUCAGGUUUUCAAUUAUACUGACAGCAAGGGAAUAAAUGUGGAAGAACUGUUUCAUGAGAUAGAGAGACUGAUAGAAAGCCAUGAAGGUUUUAAAAUUGACAGCAAACUGUUUGAAGAUAUGGAAGAAAAGAGAUGGACUGUGGAGAAACAAGCAAAGGAGAGAGAGAACGAAGUAAAAACAAAGAUGCAAACCUUGAAACAAUGUCUAACAGACAAAGUUUUCCCAGAGUUAAGGAUUGUCUUAAUGGGUGACAAUAUUGUGGGGAAGACCUCAGUGAUGGACACCAUCUUAAAAAAGAAAGAAUUAAAGAACCUGACCAAAAAGUGUGUGAUGAGGGAUGGAGAGGUUGACAAGAGAAAAGUCAUUUUAAUUGACACUCCUGGAUGGUGGCCCUACGCGUCUGUAAAGGAGACUUCAGAGUCAGUCAAGCAGGAGAUCAAGUCAAGUGUUAGUAUGUGUUCACCAGGACCUCAUGCAGUUUUGCUGGUUCUGCAGUCUGGUGUCGCCUUCACUGAAGCUCAAAGGAGGUCUGUCAAGGAGCACAUGGAGCUCCUGGGUGGAAAUGUCUGGAAGUACUGUAUAGUGGUGUUCAGUGGGGGUGACUGGAUGGGAACCUCCACUAUUGAAGAACACAUUGAGAGUGAAGGAGAAGCUCUGCAGUGGCUGAUCAAUAAAUGUGGAAACAGGUAUCACGUACUGAACUACAUGGAGCAGGACGAUAGAGAACAGGUGAGAGAGUUGAUGGAGAAAGUGGAGAUGAUGGCAAGAGAAAACAAAGAGCUCCUGACACCUGUAGAAGCAGGAAUGGAGGAGACCGACAGCGGUUGUGGAUCUAACUGGUCAGAGCAAGACAAGUUAGAGAGAGGAAGCUUUAAUCUGGAUCCCCCUGAAAUGAAUGAAGAAUAUGUUGCAAAAUGGCUUGAAAACACAGAAAUUGUGUCUAACUACAGGACCUUAUCAGAGUUUUCAAAGGAUAUUUCAGAAGAUGUCACACUAAAUCAAGAUCAAUGAUGUUUUCAGCUGUAAAAUAACAAAUUGUGCAAAUUGCAAAUUGCAAUUGCAAAUUGUGUGAAUCUGUACAUAUUUGCUCCAGGAGUGCUACAGAUUUCUUCUUAUUCUAAAAAACUAUUUGUUCUUAAAAUGCUUUUGAGUGUAUUCUUACAAAAUCUACCAACUUAUUCGUUAGUAUAACACCUGUCAUCACUGUAAAAACAAUGUAAUAAAUGUUAAAUGUUAUAAUAUUAA